AGACAAUGUAGCCCGCAAUUUGCAAUAUCAGCAGUACAAUGGCUGAUCCUCCAUUUUCCAAGGAAGAUGAGCUUUACCGAAAGCUCUCUGUGAGCUGGAAUCCACCCUCCAUCCAUCGGCAGCCCAUCUCUGGAGCAGGCGUCGCAUGGACCAAGGACUGGCUCCCAGGCCAACCGCGGAUUAGAUUGCAAGACGCCAAACUCGCACUGUACCUCGAGUCGGAGCUGAUCACGAAGGAUCUGGACAAACUUGCUCCCAAUCUCUGGCUUGUGGCCACACCGGACAGCUCAGACAUCUCCUCACUCACACACCAGAUCGUCCGCGGUCGCCAAAUAACCGUCACAGAGCAACCAGAGCUGCAUCUGGUUUGGAGUUACGAUCGUGUCUUUAUUAAACCGAUACCCAAAUACCUUCUUUCCCACGCGUUCUGGGAAUUUUAUCUCAAUGGCGCCCGCCCACCAAUCCCUGGGCGGCCGAACACGAAAAUCACCAGCGCGGCGCUUGGCUUCCUCCGGUCUUACUUCUACCUCAUCCAACACAGAUCCGAUUUCGCUAUCGCAACAAACAAUGAUCACCGCUUGAUACCAAAGCACAUCUCUUAUGCACAAUUUUCCUGUUUCAUCAGGGCGUUCGGCAGAGAUAGGAUCGGUGACGACGUCGUUUCCCCACGAUAUGCGUACGGGGAGCUCGGGCUGACACGACUGAACCUCUCGUCCAAGGUUUUCCUCCAACGCUUUACAUAUCACAAGGUUCACGGGCAGUACGGCGCUCGUCUCGCACAAUUUUAUGGCCCUGUACUUUUUAUGAUUGGAAUUUUUAGCUUGGUACUCAGUGCACUGGAAGUGGCACUCUCUGUUCAGGCAAUUAUUGUAUCGGGAAAGCCGUGGAUGACCUUUGCCCGUCUCUCUCGGUGGUUCGCGAUAUUCACUAUUGUUUGCUCUGCUAUUUUAGCAUUGCUUCCUGCGAUGUCUUUGGUUGUCCUGGCUGCUCGCGAGUCCAGACUUGCGCUGAAAAAAUUGCAGGAAAAUGGCAUAUCCUUGAGACCCGCUUUAGAUAAAGAAGGGGACAAGACAACGGUUUAGAUAAGUGCCCAGAAAGGACGAGUCUGAAGAACGAAAGGCAGCAUAGACAAUGAACCCUUAUUUCCUUGGCUUCUUUCUCCCUAUUCGCCCCUUUCCCUUGAGAGCUCUCUCACGUCAGCUUAAGCGUACUUAUUUAGGCCUGCAUCUGCCGUUAAAUUGUCUUUGGUUUGUGACCUCUUCGUCUUCCUUAUACUCACAUGCUUAACAGAGUUUAUAGGGCUUCGAGACAAGGAAAAGAAACAUCCUUAAUCUCACAGCAGAUCUGUCCCACUUUCCCAGGAAGUUAUGUCAGGUUUUGAGGAUCCUUGAUAAGCUUGUACUGCCAGCCUUUCAAGUCUUUAGGGCUCAUCCGCAAAACAUAGCAUCAAUGGCCCUUGCAACUUCUUCAAUGGGCUAAAUGCUGUUAGAGGAAAUGUAUGGCCAUUUUUUUAAGGGGAAA
Messenger RNA from Coccidioides immitis RS, 1521 nucleotides. RefSeq lists its product as uncharacterized. NCBI's taxonomy places the organism in Eukaryota, Fungi, Ascomycota, Eurotiomycetes, Onygenales, Onygenaceae. The record is from RefSeq and is a predicted model, not a curated record. The transcript has a single exon. Bases 39 to 1082 code for a protein of 347 amino acids.